Messenger RNA from Euleptes europaea (tarantolino), 847 nucleotides. RefSeq names its product proton myo-inositol cotransporter-like. Gene Ontology annotation, molecular function: myo-inositol:proton symporter activity. Gene Ontology annotation, cellular component: membrane. The annotation marks the transcript as partial. Gene Ontology annotation, biological process: transmembrane transport. Lineage: Eukaryota; Metazoa; Chordata; Lepidosauria; Squamata; Sphaerodactylidae. The record is from RefSeq and is a predicted model, not a curated record. The transcript has 5 exons.
UCCCUUGUUUCUCUAUUGCAGGCACCACCAUUGCACUUCUUGUUCUAGCUUUGGGAUUUUUGCUGUCAGCUCAGGUUUCACCACAAGUCACUCUUAAUCCUGAAGGCCCUUCAGGACAGAACUCUAGCUGCACAAAAUACAGCUAUUGUAAUGGGUGCAUGCUGGAUCCAAUUUGUGGCUUUUGUUACAAGCUAAACAAGUCAAGUGUUGUGGAGUCCUCCUGUGUUCCUGUUAAUAAGAAAUCUGCAAUAGAGGCUGCUUGGGGCAGAUGCUCAAAUGAGACCAGACUCAAAACGGGGGACACGUUUUGGGCUUACAAUUUCUGCCCUACACCUUACUCUUGGACAGUGCUCCUGGGACUUAUUUUAUACCUGAUUUUCUUUGCACCAGGAAUGGGACCAAUGCCUUGGACAGUAAAUUCUGAAAUAUAUCCCCUUUGGGCUAGAAGUACAGGAAAUGCAUGUUCUUCUGGCGUCAACUGGAUUUUCAAUGUACUGGUGUCACUAACAUUUUUGCACACCGCUGAGUAUCUUACAUACUAUGGAGCAUUCUUCCUGUAUGCAGGAUUUGCUUUUGUGGGACUCAUUUUCAUCUAUGGCUGCCUUCCUGAGACAAAAGGGAAGAAGCUAGAGGAAAUCGAAUGCUUGUUUGAGAACUCGCUGUGUACAUGUGGUAUUUCAGAUACUGAUGAUGGGAGGUAUAUUGAAUAUAUCCGGGUAAAGGGAAGUAAUUAUCAUCUUUCUGACAAUGAUGCUUCUGAUGUGGAGUGAUUUCCAGCUGCUGGUGUAUUUAAUCAUUUAAAAGCCUUGGGUGUGGGGAUGAAGGAGCUGCUCUUGAUGCCCUCACU